Molecule: messenger RNA, 2294 nt
Organism: Colletotrichum destructivum
Lineage: Eukaryota; Fungi; Ascomycota; Sordariomycetes; Glomerellales; Glomerellaceae
Exons: 6
Coding region: 365-1750 (461 amino acids)
Source: RefSeq, a predicted model, not a curated record
GCGUCUGCGCUUUCGGAGGAACUUUUCCUCUCUCAGUCCCGCCCCCCUUCAUGCUCUUUCAUCCGUUCGCCGUCCUCUCAUCCGUUCGCCGUUCUAUCGUCCGUUCGCCUUCCUCUCGUUCUGGAUCCGACCGAUCACGAGUGAAAGUGAAAGUGAGAGUGAGGGCAAGAGUGAGAAAUCGAGACCCCUAGAAAUUUCGACCUCCCCUUUCUCUUUUUCCCACCCUUCUCCCUAUCUCCAAACGUGCAUGACGUCGUCGACCUGCUUGCCCUCUCCAGUCUCUUGUUAAACAUGCACUCGCAUCUCGCAAAAUAGCCUUUGGAUGUUUCAGCCCCGGCUGUUGUGAUGUCCUGGCUGGUCCAUCAUGGUCAACCUCCUCUCCCCCAACUUCAAGCUCGAAGAGGUCACCCCGGAUGACAUGGUCAUUGCAUCGCUGGCCUGGGGCUUCACCCUCGGGUUCGGCUGGCUUACCGUGUGGACGGCCAUCAAGCAGACGACGGCCAUGUACCGACGGCAAGGCGACCGCAUCUACAAGAACGCCUACAUCUGGAUGAUUUGGCUCGAGAUCCUCGUGUGUACCAUCUUCAGCGUCAUUUGCUGGUUGCAUCUGAAGGGCAUCAUACCACCGAGCUUUGCUUUUUUCUUCAGCAUUUUGACGACAUGGGCUCUUCAGGUCCAAUUCCUACUCCAAAUUAUCAUCAACCGCUGCGCCAUCCUGCUCACGAACCAGAAGCGCGCAUGGCGGCUAAAGGUCGGCGUCGCCGUACUCAUCACAGCCAUCAACAUCUCGGUCUACAACAUCUGGAUCCCCGCGCGACUGCAGAUCUCGGAGCGCUACAUCGAGAUCAACGAGUGGUGGGACCGCUGCGAGAAGGUCAUCUAUCUCAUCGUCGACGGCGCGCUCAACAUCUACUUCGUCCGCAUCGUCCAGAAGAAUCUCGUCACCCACGGCCUCACAAAGUACAAGCGGCUGACGCGCUUCAACAUGUUCAUCAUUGGCUUCUCGCUGAGCAUGGACGUGCUCAUCAUCGCCAUGAUGAGCCUCAACAACACGUUUGUAUACAUGCAGUUUCACCCUCUGGCUUACAUGGUCAAGCUCAAGAUUGAGAUGUCAAUGGCCGAACUCAUUGGGAAAGUCGCCCGGAAACGUGACCUGGGCAUACUUUCGGCGGCAGACCUGAACAGGAACCGGGAUUCCUACCAACCGUCGGAGUACAGCGUGCAACUACCCAGCUAUGCCCAAGGACGACCCGCCGUCGGCGGCAUCGACGCGACUCUCCACUGCGCGAACUUGAACCCGAUCGAGCUCGACAGCGUGACGAACCCAAGAGUGCCGACUCUGCGAGGCGUCAACGUUGCGGCCGUCAGCUCGGGCCCCAGCAGCAGGAGGCCUUCGGUCACGGCGGCGACCACGUCCGAGGACGGGCAACCCAAGAUGGCCAUCUACAGGACACGAGAGGUAGUCGUUCAGAUCGAGAGGCUCCACGACCACCACCAUCACCAGCAGAUGAGCCAGAUUACACUGGACGACGACGAAGCGUACGAGGCGGCGAACCACGAGGACGACUCGUCGACCAGGGGCCUAAGCAACGCGCAAAAGUCCCUUGCCCUGCCGGACUACCAGGCCCCAUGGGCUGCGCAGGAGUUCAGCACCAAGAUCUGGGACGGCACCAACUGCGACGAGGACCCCGACCUGCCGACGUCGUCAGCGAAGGUCGGCGCGGAAAAGCAGGGAGACCACAACGCAUGAUACAGGGGGGGGCACAUUACAUCCAGGGUCAUAUCAUAAGCCUGAGGGGAAAAGCUGGACCCCGAGGACGGUCAGACCCCCCCCCCCCCCCCCCCCCCCCGGGACGAGCGAUACCGGCUGCAGCACGAGGUUCGGAUGGAACGACGAAGCCCCAGCCCCAGUCGACGCCACGCGUCAGUCCUCUCGCCCAUCGCCGAAUCUGUCGCCGAGGAGAAAACGAUUCGACUUGAGGGGGCUUACGCCACGUUACGCUAGUACGAUAGUACGCUACGACGUUUUUUUUUCCCUCGGAUACCUCGCCUCGAAAUUCUCGAUCGUCUGCCGCCUCACACGGGCCCGCAACGCUUGUACAGCAGCGUCUCAGAGCUGAGGCGACUAGACUGGAGUCUCACUGGGGGUCAGCACCAUCCAUCCGUCGUCGCCAACUCCCUGACGUUGACACAUUCUAUUGCUCAGACCUCGAUAUAGGGGUAUGUGGUCCCCCGUCCUGCACGAUUCUCUCAAUGUAUUGGGGCCCGACCCGGCGAUGACGUCUCGACCGUCU